AUGCGGUGUGCGACGCGCAUUGGCCGCUCCCUUUUUAAUGGCGCUGAUCGAGGCACAGGAAGCCCAUGGCGUGGCACGUCCAUUGUCCGUGCGGUUGGCGCCAUCUACGCUCUUCAAGUGGGGACUUUGGACAUCACCGGCGUCUCGGCGGGGCUACAAUGCACCCUGAGCACGUCGAGCUUCUUUCCCGUUGGCAGCGGCGGCGGUCCUGCAGCGCCGCUGUUUCCAUCAGAACCGGCAGAGCUGCACGCACCGGGUGUCGUGGCAGCACCAGGAAUGUCGAUGGAGGGUAGCGUGUACACCGUGCACAUUGUCGGCCCCGCCGCGUUUGUCGCCGCCGUCGCUGAGGUGCUCGGCGAUGACGUCCUCGUCGACCUCGCUGGUAGGUAUCAUGUGGAGCCGUACGCCUACUGGCGAUCCGGCAAGCACCAGUGCCCCACCGUGCGCCUCUCAUACGAUCGACUGCGCAGCACUGAGGACUCGCUCCGUAUUCUGCACGCUCCAGACAGCACGGUGGCGAGGCAGGGGCGCCUCUAUCGUGCCAUCUUUGUCGCCUCGUGGCUGUGA
Molecule: messenger RNA, 567 nt
Organism: Leishmania mexicana MHOM/GT/2001/U1103
Lineage: Eukaryota; Euglenozoa; Kinetoplastea; Trypanosomatida; Trypanosomatidae
Exons: 1
Coding region: 1-567 (188 amino acids)
Source: RefSeq, a predicted model, not a curated record